GGCGGUUGUUGGUGCGAAAUCUAUUUCUCUCCCUUCGAAAGUAAUUACAAUGGAUACCGUUCCCGACGACGUCGUCAUCAGCGGCAUUGGCGGCUCCUACCCUCAGUGCGACAAUACGGAAGAGUUCAAGAACAAGUUGUUCGAAAACAAGUACCUUGUCCAGCCGAAAUGGCCCGAAAACAAAGAAAGAUCCAACUUAGUCGGCUGCGUCGAAUCGAAUUACUUCGACAACUCGUACUUCGGCAUCCACCGGCAGCAAUGCUUCUUCAUGGACCCCAUGCACCGCUUGGUGCUCGAGGCCACCUUCCAGGCCCUCCUCGACGCCGGUGUCAACCCGGCGGAAGUCAGAGGCCAAAGGAUCGGCGUCUUCAUAGGCUCCACCAUCGGCGAGAACGACCAGCUGUUCAUGGAGUCCGUGGUGAGCGGCUUCGGCGUCACCGGCCAUGCCAGGGCGAUGCUGGCCAAUCGCGUCUCCUACUGGCUCAAUUUGAAAGGUCCCAGUGUAGCCUACGACGCCAACUGGAUAUCGGGCAUCGAGGUGCUGAGAUUAGCCUACUAUGCGAUCAAGACGGGCCAAUGCGAUUCCGUCAUCGUGGGUACCGCUAAUCUGGCGCAGCACGAGGAAUUCCAGGUCAUGUACAACGAUUUGGGUGUGCUUUCUUUGGACGGGAGCACCAAAGCCUACGAUGCUAAUGGUUCCGGGUACGCCCGCAGCGAAGGAGUGGUCGCCUUCUACGUCCAGAGAGCUUCAAAAGCCCGUCGCCAUUACGCGAGCGUCGUGCACGCGGCGUCGCGAUUCGACGGCACCAAUCCCGGCGGGUUCCUCGACGUCGGUACCGACCAAAUGGUCGAGUUCCUCGAGGAGUUCUACAAAAAAUCACCCGUCAAGCCCACGGAAAUCGACUUCAUCGAAGGGCACGGAUGCGGUCUCAAGAACAUCGACAAGGCGGAACUGGAAGCCCUGGAGAAGAUCUACUGCAAGAACCGCCCGUCGCCGGUGCCGGUGGGUUCCGUGAAGACCGUGACCGGCCACGCGGAGCCGACCGCCGCCAUGUUCUCCAUAGUCAAGACGAUAGUAGCCAUGGAGACGGGCGUCGUGCCGGCGACGCUGCAAGUGGAAGAACCCAAUCCGGAGAUAAAGCCCCUGCGCGACGGUAGCAUCGAGCUGGUGACCACCAACAAGAAGAUGAGCAUCAACUACGCCGCCGUCAACGCUCUCGGUACCGGCGCCCAUUUCGGCCACUUGAUCUUGAAGGCCAAUCCGAAGGCUAAGAAGCCUUUGAAGCCUGUCGAGCUGCCCACCCUGCUUAUCGCUUCGACCAGAACUGAAGAAGGAAUCAUGAAGAUUCUAGAAACUUUCAAACAAAAACCUAAGGAUCCAGAGUACUACAAACUGGUCCAUGAUGUAUUCUCCAAAUCCAUCCAGGGUCAUCUAUACCGCGGGUAUCUUCUAAUGGGCGAAGAAGACACCAAACAGGACAUAAUUAAUCACAUGGGUAACAAGCGACCAAUUUGGUUCGUCUACUCAGGCAUGGGAAGCCAAUGGAACGGCAUGCUGGGCGAUCUGAUGAAAAUCGAAACGUUCGCGGAAUCGAUCGGAAAAUGCUGCAAAAUCCUCGAGAAAAAAGGCAUCGACCUGAUGCGCAUCUUGAGCGACCAAGAAAAUGGGAUCUUCGAUAACAUAUUGAACUGCUUCGUCGGCAUCGCAGCCAUGCAGAUCGCUUUGACGGACGUGUUAACUGUACUUGGUAUAGUACCGGAUGGUAUCAUAGGUCACUCCGUGGGUGAGUUAGGUUGCGCUUACGCAGACGGCUGCAUGACUGCAGAACAAAUGAUCCUAUCCUCCUACUCCAGAGGUAGGGCUUCCGUCGAAGCCACCUUAAUUCAAGGAAUGAUGGCUGCUAUAGGUCUCGGUUACAAUCAGAUAAAAGACAGGCUGCCGCCCACCAUAGAAGUGGCCUGCCGCAACGGCUCCGACAGCUGCACCAUCUCCGGCCCCGCCGAGGACAUGGAGAGAUUCGUGGAGUCGCUGCAGAGCCAAGGCGUGUUCGCCAAGCUGGUGAACGUGGCGAACAUAGCGUACCACAGCCGGUACAUCAAGCCCGCCGCUCCGCUGCUGCUCAAGUACCUCAAGGAGAUCCUGACCAAGCCGAUGCCCAGGUCGUCGAAGUGGAUCAGCACGUCGAACGCCGAAUCGAACUGGGACUCGGAUCUGGCGAGGCACUCGUCGGCCGAGUACCACACCAACAACUUGCUGAGCGCCGUGUUGUUCGAGGAAGGCACUAAGCACAUACCCAAGGACUCGGUGUUGAUAGAGAUCGCCCCGCACGGGUUGCUGCAGGCCAUUUUGAAGCGCUCCGUGAAGGAGUGCACCAGCAUUCCUUUGACCAAGAGAGGCGCCAAGAGCAGCGCUGAAUUCUUACUGAACAGCUUGGGAAAAAUGUACUUGGCCGGUUUGGAUAUGCAACUGGCGAACAUCUACCCCAAAAUCGAGUACCCGGUGAGCAGGAACACCCCAUCGCUGUCCGACUUGGUGCACUGGAACCACUCGGAGACCUGGAGCAGAACCGACGACGCCCAAAAGAACGUGAUGGGCGUCAGAAACGUGGACAUCAACGUCAAUUCCGACGAAUUCGUCCACUGUUUGAACCACAAGAUCCACGAUCAAGCCAUACUACCCAUCACCUCUUACCUGGAUAUAAUUAUGAACAUUACGGACGACGCCUUCACCGGAUACGGAGUCGUCUUGGAGAACAUCCACGUGAAGAAGAACUUGGCGCUGCCGAAGAUCGGCUUCGUGCCGCUGUACGCGAUGAUGCAGCACGGCAGCGGCGAGUUCGAGAUCUUCUCGGGCAGCGAGCUGGUGAUGAAAGGCCGCAUCACCGUGGUGGAGGAGAAGGCCGAUAUGGGCGAAUUAGAGAGCCUUGAUAUUCCGGUGAACGACAAAAGCGUGCAGCUGUCGCAGGGCGACGUCUACACGGAGUUCGGCCACCGGGGAUACCAGCUGGAGGACAGGUACAAGGGCAUCAAGGGGAUGAUUUUGAGCCAGAAAGGCUCCAAGACGGCGGUGAAGUGGACGAAGAGGUGGCAGGAUUUGGUGGAGUCGAUGAUACAGCAGCAGCUGUUCGUGUCGGGGGAGAGGAACCAGGAGGUGUGCAUGCCUAGGUAUAUACAGAAGAUUAGUAUUGUAUUCGGGGCGCUUCCGACGUCCGACGACGCCGACGCCAACGUCGAUUUCGAAUACGCCACCAAGACUAUAUCGGCGCCUGGAGUGGAAAUCUUCGACCUUAGGACUGCUCCUUGCAACAAAAAGGAGCUAGAAGUGAAAUUGGAUUCGUUUAAUAUGAUUGCUUUGGAAGAUGCUGAGUCCAAAAAUAUUCAAUCAGUCAUUGAGCAAACAAUCCAAUUGGCCAUAAGCAAUUUCAAAGGUUCGGCCACGGAUAAAAUAUUCGUCACCGAGUUGGAGACGUUGAAUUCCCUCCAAGAUGACAUCAAAACGUUCAUUGCAACCAACAAAACCAACAUCAACUACACCUGCAUCAAGGAGAAGAAGCAAAUGAUCUUGGUGGAAAAGUACCCACAACUUUUCGUCUACAACGAUUUCGUCACUCCCGAUGUUCUAUCGAUAUUGUCCAAUUCGAGCACUCUGUUUAUGAUUACCAAAGCGAAAAUGGACCAGAAAUUCGACAGCAAAGUGUCCGUUGUGGCUAGAUUCCGAUCCGGUCAAGACCAUUACGCCAUUUUCAAAAAGGCUGUAAGUACCAAACCGAAUGUAAUCCACAUCAACGACACCCCCGUAACGCUCAAAGACAUCGAGAAGAAAGCCACGUGGGUCAAGGAGUUGGUAAACAACACCAAGCAAGACCCCAAUCAACCGACUCUCCUGGUAUCUCCCAAUGUACCCGUGGAAGGCUUCCUGAACUUCCUGAAAGGCGUUAGAGCUCUAACAUCCACCCAGAACAUCAGCGUUUUCUACAACUUGGACCAGAAUCCCAGCAGCCUGGGCACCGCCAUCGAAAAGGACCUCUCUCUGAGCAUCCUGAAAGACGGCCGCUGGUACUCCUACGUACCGCUCACGCUGAAAUUGGACGAAACCGGCGAGAUGAAGGCCUCUCGAGUACCCAUCAUCGAGAACAAGCAGAUCAGCUACAUCAGUUUGAACCUGAAAGACGAGACGGUCACGCCCGAGCUGAAGAACCGAAACGAAAUAGGCAACAUAGACUACAGCGGCGUCACCAAGACCGGCCAGCGGGUCAUGGGACUGGCCUAUUUGGACAAGGAGAACUCCAAGCUGGUGGUCGACGACGUGCUGACGUGGGAAGUACCGCAGGACUUCACUUUAGAUGAUGCUGUUACCAUUCCUCAUGCGUACGUUAGUGCGUACUACAUGCUGAUAGUGAAGGCUAGAUUAAAGCACGGAGAGCCUGUGCUAAUCCACGCCGGUUGCUCCCCAAUCGGUCUUGCUGCUAUGUCCAUAGCGUACAGCUACGGUUGCGAAAUCUUCACCACAGUAUCCACCGUACGCCAGAAGGUGUUCCUGCAAAAGCAGUACGUUUUCCUGAAGCCGAAGAACAUUCUCUUCGCCGCCGACGCCUCCUUCGAGGCCGAGGUGAUGACGGCGACGGCCGGUACCGGCGUGAAGGUGGUGCUGAACUGCCUGUCGGGCAAUUUGCUCAAGUGCUCGUUCAACUGCAUGGCGGAGUUCGGCCGGUUUAUACAGUACUGCAAGUACGACGUGGAGGAGGGCACCACCGUGGGCAUGUCGGUGUUCCUGCGGAACGUCGACUUCUGUCACGUGGACCUGCAGAACGUCUUCCACCAGGACGGCGACUUGAAGAAGGAGCUGCGCGAUUUGAUCCAAGAGGGAUUCAAGAAGUUCGUGGUCAGGCCGUUGAAGAAGGAGAUUAUUAAUCAUCACAACAUCUCCCAGAUUAUGAGAAAAUUAGAAUCUCCUGAUACGAUAGGAAAGCUGAUCAUCAGCGCAGUAAACAACUUUAACGUUAACAAACUUAAUGUAAACGAACCCCAUCGGUUCGCAUGCGGCUCCAAAUACACCUAUCUGAUCUACGGAGGAUCAGCCGACAACUGGCUGCACGUAGCCGAAUGGCUGGUGCACAGAGGCGCCAAAAAAAUAAUAAUAAGCAGCGAUGGUAGACUUGUAGAAAACCACCUCCAAAGAAGACUAAGCAUCCUGGAAAACUACUACGGAGCCGAUCUGAUAACAGCCUCCCAUAACGGCCCGUCUGAGUCUAACGCCCACCAGCUGCUUGCUGAGGUGGUGAAUCUGGGUGAUAUUCACGUGACGUUCAUUCUGAGCGAUGAGAACAGCGUCGUGCAGUACUUCGAUGAGGCUUUGAGAAAAGUAGCACCGAAGGCGACCUUGGUGAACAUCACCAAAUCGUCGAAUGCUGUUUGUUACAAACGGGCGAUGUCUGGAUACUCCGGCAUCAACAUCGAAAUGCCGGAUCAAGAGGAUAUCCAACGCGUAGUGGCUAGUUUGGAUAUCGUUUUGAGCUCGGAUUCGAACGAUGUGGUGAUCGAGAGGUACCGAUCCGACGAUUCUUCUGUCAAUUCCAGCAAGGCCGUGAUCAACGAUAUAUCCAAAUUGAUCCCCAAAAUCGACGAUAUUAUCCAACGCCAGAAGAACGCUCCUAGCGAACCGGACUUGCUGCAGGUGGUGACAGAAGGUCCGGCGGAAAUCAGGGAAUUGAUUCCUGUAUUCAUCAUUCCCGGACUCGCCGGCAACAAGGAACUGGAAAUAUUCACCAGGAACCUCCUCUAUCCCACUUUCUACGCUGUAUACCCUUCCGCGCCGUGGCCUUUGGAGAAACUUGCUGAAGUUUUCGCUCAGAAAAUGAGCGAGGUGUACCGCAAGGAGAUAUACAACAUCGUCAGCACGUCCUCCGGAGGACCUUUGGCAAUCCUGAUAGCCAAACAACUGGCCAAGAGAAACGCCACCCUGACGCUGUUCUUCAUCGACAGCGCUCCCGUGAGGAUCCAGCAAGGCUUCAAAAACCUUCUGGGCGACGACGGGGUCGAAUUCGAGGUGGAUUUGCUCAGGAUGGCCUUCAAAAUCAACGACAUGGAGAUUAUCCAGCCGCUGAAGAGCUGCGCUAGUUUCGAGGAUAGGGUGAAAUUGCUGGUGGGAAGAGUGGAGAAAACCGAUAAGGAGAAGAGUUUGAUAGAGAAAGGGCUUUUGGUGGUCAAGGACUUCAUCGAUAGGGUGAAAUCGUUCGAAUGGAGAGAGGAGGCGAUAGCUGCUGGGCAAAUUCACGUGCUCGUUCCGGAAGAUUGCAGCAUCUUCGAUUACUAUGGAAUGACUUCGUACUUCAAGAGUCUCCCUACUGUAACCAAAAUGGCUGGCGAUCAUAUCAGCAUCAUCAAAAACCCGGACACGCAAGAAUACGUUAACAAUCACCAUUACCAAAUUUACUAGAUGUUACUAAUUAGAAUAUAUUUGAUUGUACCAGGAACUUUUAUUUAGUUUCAAAAGAAGGUAUAAAAUAAAGUGAUAAAGAUGAUUGAA
Messenger RNA from Phyllotreta striolata, 6526 nucleotides. Lineage: Eukaryota; Metazoa; Arthropoda; Insecta; Coleoptera; Chrysomelidae. The record is from the annotation of a GenBank genome assembly.